AUGACUGUCACCAAAGUCGGUGUGACUGGGGUGACUGGGAUGACCGGAUCGCAUGUGGCCGUUGAGCUGCUAAAUAGAGGCCAUCAGGUUAUCGGCAUUUCACGAAAUCCCACUAAGCUUGGCCAUCACGAACGGUACGAGCCGAGGGCAGUUGAUCUAGACGCCACGCCCAUUGAAGAAAUAGCAAAGAUUCUUGAAUCUCUGGAUGUUGUGAUAGCCGAGAAAGAUGGCAGAGGUACUGCUGAGACACGAAUGAUUACGGAAGCGGUGCAUGGAAUGUUCGACCUAAACGGCCCUAUUGUCGAGUUCCAUAGAGGCGGGCGACUGACGGCCAUGUUCUUCCACGGAAAUGCAUCUUUCAACUGGACUUUCAUGUCCACCCCGGCAUUGUAUCGGCCUGGAAAACGUACGGGGUCAUAUGAAGUCUGUUUCGAUUUCAUGCCUCUCAAACCCGCCAAAGGGAAUGAGAGCGGCAUUGCCCUUUUUGAUGGUCGGAUGCAUGGAAUAUCCCUCUCUGGCAUGGCCUUGGCAGUGGCGGAAGAGGUAGAGAGCCAGAAACAUUUGUGGAAGCACUGGUGCCCGUACGUACCGGAAUUGGAUGAUACACCUGGCCCGGUUUAUGUUAAGAUUGGACAUCAGUUUGUUGGAGCUGGGUUUGGGGAAGUUGCAUCAUAUCAGCGUUGGCGAUGGAAAACACAUAAACACAUUGGAAGUGGAAAAGUUCCGAUAAUUGAGAAAACUGCCUGUGGACUUGAUAAAAUAUUUACAACUGAUACCAUGAGACUAGGCGGAGAACGAGAGCAUCGCCAUGAGGAAACAGCCGGCAUCGUCAUGGUUUUGAGGCCCUAA
Molecule: messenger RNA, 849 nt
Organism: Fusarium vanettenii 77-13-4
Lineage: Eukaryota; Fungi; Ascomycota; Sordariomycetes; Hypocreales; Nectriaceae
Exons: 2
Coding region: 1-849 (282 amino acids)
Source: RefSeq, a predicted model, not a curated record